This is a messenger RNA of Microdochium trichocladiopsis, 2543 nucleotides long. RefSeq lists its product as uncharacterized. Gene Ontology annotation, biological process: regulation of DNA-templated transcription. Bases 188 to 2275 code for a protein of 695 amino acids. The record is from RefSeq and is a predicted model, not a curated record. Lineage: Eukaryota; Fungi; Ascomycota; Sordariomycetes; Xylariales; Microdochiaceae. Gene Ontology annotation, molecular function: DNA-binding transcription factor activity, RNA polymerase II-specific; zinc ion binding. The transcript is spliced from 5 exons.
CAUCCACGACGGACGGGAACCAUUCUUGACAAGCACACACACCCAUGCUGCCGGACCCCUCUCAGCGACUAUCAAACCCGGGCGAGGACCAGAUCACCACCGACCGCCGCACCGCGCCUGGUCCUCAGCACGCCGUCAUGGGCCGUUUCUCGCCACUUCAAUCCUCCAGACCGGCUACCGUGUCGUAAUGAGCGGCACCCCCAAAAGGAAGCGCGGCCCGGACGUCGGCCCUGGUGCCCUUCCCGAGGGGCCCGACGCGGGCCGGCCUGAGCCCCUCCGGCUCGAGAGCGUCGACAAGUAUCCUCGCAAGCGGGUAAUGACUGCCUGCAACCUUUGCAGAUUCAGAAAGACGAAAUGCGAUGCGGUCCGCCCCUCGUGCUCCUUCUGCACCGACUUGGGAGUCGAAUGCCAUUAUCGUGACGCUGGCACUCCGCAGGCAGAAAAGCCAGAGCCGCCACUGAAGCCACGCGAACAGUCCUCCUCCUCCCUCAAGGACACCAUCAAGACUCUCGACUCUCGACUUGGCAUUCUCGAGGCCGACGUCAGGGAGCUACGGGCACAGCAGUAUGCAUCCGCUCACCCACGGACUGAGGCUCCUCCAUCGCUCUUCAACAGCCACACUCCCAAGGUGCCCUCGGACAGGACGCCGUCAGGCGGCCCUACGCCAAAUGUUCCCAGCAUCCGUGAUGCACUAUCCCCAGUUCUGCUUUACCGUGAUGCCAUGAGCAGUGCAGCAGAAUCUCCAAGGGAAGGUGUCCUCUUCAGGAAAACGCGGCCGGAGGUGUACACCGCGCGACCAGGUCUUCUGGCAUUCUGCUGUCCGUCAUACAUCGAUGCUCCUAGCUGGGACGACUACGGCGACUUCUACGGCAACGAGAUCCGCGCCGGCGAGCAGUUCCUCGGCAUGUUUGACGAGUAUCUGUCGUCCAACCUGGACGUGAGCAGGCGGACGCUCCGCAGGCUGCAGCAGAGUUUUGUCGACCACUACCUUGGCUGGAUCCCGAUCCUCGAGCCAGAAACCGUCAGCUGCGUCGUCGAUACCGCGUGCUCGUUGGGUUCUCCCUCGCGGGACAUCAAUGGCUGUUUGGCAAUGUUUAUUCUCGCGGUGGGCGCCAUCACGCAGGAGACGCCUGGCAAUGACAAUGAUGAUGGCGGCGCUGCCAAGCUCGCGGGGGUCGCGUACUUUGUCAACGGAUGCCAGUCGCUGGAGCGGUUCUCGUUGCUCAUUGAGAGUCUCGAGAUCAUCCAAUGCCGCAUCCUGCAGGCAGCGUACUUCAAGCUUGCCAUGCGGCCGAUACAAGCAUGGAACACCAUCACCGGGGCGGGCAGAGACUGCAGGCAUGUCCUGAGCUCUACGACCUCGCAGAGCCUGCCGCCCGGGCUGAAGGACGGCUGGAAUCGCGCGUUCUGGGCUUGUUCACUGAUUAUCGAAAUCAAAAGCGAGCUCGAGCAGUCUCUCCGCAUGCACCCAGAAGGCCACCGCGCCUUCCACGACAUCAUCCCACUCCCGACCUUCACCGACGAGCACAUCGGGUUCUACUUCUUCCUCGCCAUGAUCAGCCUGCGCAAGCUGCUCCAGGACGUGCUCGACGUCGUGGGCUACCGGCAGGGCACCGUCGUAUACGCGCCCGUCGUGACGGCCGAGCUGCGCCGCCAGACCCAGGCGUGGUACGACCGGCUCCCGCCCGCGCUGCGGUUCUCGCUCGUGAUUGCGCCCGCGCCGCCGCCGCUGUUCGACCCGCGCAAGAACUUCCUCCGCGGCCAGUACUUCUGCAUGUUUGUCGUGCUCGAGUGGGCCUCGGUGCUGCGCGUCAUGGAGGCGCAUUCUCGCGGGCAAGGGGGAGGGGGAGGGGGGCUUUCCGUUGUCGGUGGCGACGAAGAAGGAACAAGCCCCGCGAGGAGGAGCAGCGACAAGCUCGCGGUCGCCAGGGCGGAGGCGAGGGAUUGUAUCGUCCACACGGUAGCAUAUCUCCGCUGCGCCGAGGAGCAGCUCGCGCGGUGGAAGAUGCCCGUGUAUAUCGUGACAUGGGCAUCGUUCGCCCUUCUAGCAAAACUCCUAAUAUGUUACCGCUCCCCGGCCCUGGCCUAUAUCCCCGAGACCACGCAGCCGGAGCACAUUGCCGACGCGCUCGCCAUGCUGCGGCCGUGGAAGCACGUGUCCUUUGUAGCGCGCGGCCUGGACCGGAUGACGGCGAUGUUUGAGCAGGUGCUGGCCAAAGAGGCCGCCGAGCGGGAACGUGAGGCGGCAGGAGGCGGCGGCGGCAGUUGUGGGUAAAAUUUAGUGGGUGGCGUGAGCGAAACGAGUGAUUGAAGGGUUCCGUGGUUCUAGUAAGCAGCGGAUCUUUUCACAGACAGAGGGUUCGCGAGACGGGCUUUGUUCGGGGAGGAGGACUGUUCGCGCGACUAACGACUUGCUGCGCGGGAUGGCUGGGAAUGGGCGGGCCUACUAAAAUGUGGAUGGCCAUCGGGUUGUUUUCCACCAGGAGGCUUUGUCCUAACGAGCGGUGCCAGACUUGCACUGUCCCAUGGCGCAGCUUUGUAAA